Messenger RNA from Drosophila innubila, 1919 nucleotides. RefSeq names its product pyruvate dehydrogenase (acetyl-transferring) kinase, mitochondrial (gene Pdk). Gene Ontology annotation, biological process: regulation of glucose metabolic process; protein phosphorylation. The record is from RefSeq and is a predicted model, not a curated record. Lineage: Eukaryota; Metazoa; Arthropoda; Insecta; Diptera; Drosophilidae. Gene Ontology annotation, molecular function: pyruvate dehydrogenase (acetyl-transferring) kinase activity. Bases 396 to 1643 code for a protein of 415 amino acids. Gene Ontology annotation, cellular component: mitochondrion. The transcript is spliced from 7 exons.
AAAAGCUGGCAAAAGAAAACGUUAAAAAAAAUACAAAACAAAAACAAAUACAAAUACAAACUAAAGCACAAUUGAUUUAUUGUUGUUGUUACAAUAACAGCAACAACCAUUGUUGCCAGCUGUUUGGCUGUUAAGAAAAAGAUCGUAAAAUUGAAAAGAGCGGUCAACGUUCUGCUGUCAAUUAAACGAAAACGAAAGGAAUCGAGAAGAGAAGGGAAGAGUGUGGUUAUGUUUAUUAUUUUCCUUGCCGUUGUCGUCGGCUGCUGAAGGUGAGCGAAAGGACAUCAUAACCGACUGCGCCGGCUGCUCUUAAAAUUUAACAGAAAUAAAGAUAACAUAAAUUGAGAGAGUAAAACUCACACCCACACACUCACACACACACAACAGGCUUCAAUAUGCGCAUUUUUCCCGUUCGCCUUUCGUCCGUUUCCACAUCAAUGGCCAACUUGACCAAAAUGUUGGACUUUUAUUCGGGCUUCAAUCCAUCGCCGCUGUCAAUAAAACAGUUUAUGGAUUUUGGUCAAAAUGCCUGUGAGAAGAAAUCGUAUAUAUUUCUACGGAAAGAAUUGCCCGUACGUCUGGCGAAUAUUAUGAAAGAGAUCGCUUUAUUGCCGGAUAAUCUACUACAUACGAGAUCCGUGAGCGAGGUGAGCUCCUGGUAUGUGAAGAGCUUCGAGGAUGUGCUGGAAUUCGAGAAUGCCGAACCCACCCAUGAUAAUCUACAAAAAUUUGUGCGCGAUUUGGAUCUCAUUAGGAAUCGACACAAUGAUGUUGUACAGACAAUGGCCCAAGGUGUCAUCGAGAUGAAGGAGAACGAGGGGGGACAGGUGGAUGCGCCCACCGAGAGCUCCAUUCAAUACUUUCUCGAUCGCCUCUAUAUGUCACGCAUCAGCAUUCGUAUGCUUAUUAAUCAGCACACUCUGCUUUUUGGCGCGAAUCCGCACUCGAUGGGUCGUCACAUUGGCUGUCUGGAUCCGGCGUGCGAUCUGUCGGAUGUGGUGCGGGAUGCAUAUGAGAAUGCUCGCUUUCUCUGUGAUCAAUACUAUCUGACGAGUCCCGCAUUGGAGAUACAGCAGCACAGUUGUACGACAGAUGAGUUAUUACCCAUACGCACCGUGUACGUGCCAUCGCAUUUGUAUCACAUGCUCUUCGAGCUCUUCAAGAACUCAAUGCGUGCUGUGGUGGAGCAUCACAAUCAUGACAAUUGUGACACACUGCCACCACUGAAGGUGGCCAUUUGUCGCGGCAAGGAGGACAUUUGUGUGAAGAUCUCCGAUCAAGGUGGCGGCAUUCCGCGCUCCCAAUCCGAUCAGCUAUUCAAGUACAUGUACAGCACGGCUCCACAGCCAUCCAAGUCCGAUAUGCAUACGGUGCCAUUGGCCGGAUACGGUUAUGGACUGCCCAUCUCAAGGCUCUAUGCCCGCUACUUCCAUGGCGACAUUGUGCUCCUCUCCUGCGAAGGAUUUGGCACAGAUGCCAUCAUAUACUUGAAGGCUCUCUCCGAUGAGGCCAACGAGCUGUUGCCGAUCUUCAACAAGACGAGCUCCAAAUUUUAUCGGGCCACAGUUCCCACAGGCGAUUGGUCGAAUCAGAACUUUUCCAAUCGUUGGCGUUAUAUAUAUGGUUUCUUAAAAAACUUAUAAGACUGCACUUGGAGCUCGGACAUGAAUGCACGGCAAUUGAGUGCAACGACUCCAAAGCGUUAUAAUGACUUGGAUUAAUAAUCGCAACUCUCAAAUGAUACUCAGGACAUUUAAGAAGAAGAGCAACAGCAACAAUAGUUUUUAAAUUCAGCCCACAAAGUGGGAAACUUUAUCAUUAACUCUAGGCAAACAUUCCCAAAUACAAAUGCAACAACAGCGACAACAACAACUACAAUUUGUAUUCAUGGCAGUAACGUGUUAAGUUUUUCAUUGUUG